AUGGGAGAUUCAGUAGAAGAAGAACCGGAAUGGAAGAAAACUUUGCCGCCGGGCUACAUGUUUGCCCCCUUCGAUAAAGAGAUUUUCAAGUGUUAUCUUCUUCCUAAGGUGAAAGGAGAGUAUUUUCACCCUCAAGUAAUCCCAGAAUUUGAUAUCUAUCAGUGCCAACCGUCUCAACUUCCAGGGUUGGACCCUAAACAGGCAUUCUCCUACUUUUUUACGAAGACAGAUAAAAAGCACCAAAAUGGAAAGAGGCUGAAUAGAUUCACCAAAGAUAAAAAAGGUCACUGGAGAAUUACCAGCAAAAUCCAAGAAGUCACGGAGGAGGAUGGCAAAACUGUUAUUGGCAGAAAGAAUGUCCUAGUUUACAUGUAUGAAAAUAAAAUCAAGACAAAUUGGAUAAUGCAUGAGUACAUGUUAGACCACAAUUACGCAAACAAAAACGAGGGCGACAAGUUGGAUACAUCAGUGGUAGUAUGCAGAAUUUAUGAAAGGAAAGGAAAAAACAAUUGUGAAAAUAAUAGUGAUGAAAGUGAGGUAAUAAGAGAUGUGGAACAAAAGCAUAAGAGAGGAUCAUCAUCAUCUUCACAAUCAGAUGAUCCUGGGGAGUCAAGCAGCAGAGACAAGAGGUGGAAGCAGCAUUGCAUAAAUAAUCAAACAUCAUUAAACAGUAAUCCAUUAGAUGUCCAACCUGCUGCAACAAUGAUGAUGCAGACCACCUAUUGGGAAGAACAACCUUUGCAGCCAUUAUCGGAUCAUAAAUUGGCAUCUAAUAAUAAUGGUUGUUAUCCAUUUGAUGUCCAACUGAAUAGCAUGCCGCAGCAACCUGCAACUUAUAGGGAUGAAUUACAGUUGCCCAAUUUCGAUCCUAUGAAAAAACUGAUCCCUCAGCCACCCAAGGAACCCAAUUUGAAUGUGGAGGAAAAAGAGGACGACGACAGUGAUUUUGAUUUUGAUACUGAUUCUUUUUUCCUUUAA
Molecule: messenger RNA, 978 nt
Organism: Ipomoea triloba (trilobed morning glory)
Lineage: Eukaryota; Viridiplantae; Streptophyta; Magnoliopsida; Solanales; Convolvulaceae
Product: NAC domain-containing protein 96-like
Exons: 3
Coding region: 1-978 (325 amino acids)
Biological process (GO): regulation of DNA-templated transcription
Molecular function (GO): DNA binding
Source: RefSeq, a predicted model, not a curated record